Messenger RNA from Vicia villosa (hairy vetch), 1451 nucleotides. RefSeq lists its product as uncharacterized. The record is from RefSeq and is a predicted model, not a curated record. The transcript has 2 exons. Bases 126 to 1451 code for a protein of 441 amino acids. NCBI's taxonomy places the organism in Eukaryota, Viridiplantae, Streptophyta, Magnoliopsida, Fabales, Fabaceae.
GUAAUGGAUCUUCUGGCUUAUGUGGCAUGGGGGUGACACGGUGGCAGUGUCUUCUCAUAUUUCUUCAUCCUUAUAUACAUAAUCCCCCUUGCAAUUUUAGGGUUUAACAUUGUUAGAAACUUGAAAUGGGGAAGAAGAAGCGUGUGUGUAAGAAAAAGGCUCCGCCACCGUCAAAGGCCACCAAACCGCCGUCACAGUCCAAGCAAAGGAAGAAAAAGGAGCAGGAGGCGGUAAAGCCCAAGACGGAGAAGCAAGUCAGGCAUGCAAACAAGAACGAAGAAGGAGGAACCUCCGUUCGUGAUGAGGAGUUUAACGAUGAGUUCAGUGCUGUUAUCCAAUAUGGUGGGGAGUUUGUGUUUCUGAACGAUGGUCGUACGAUUUAUAGAGGAGGUAUGUCGUCGUUAGUUUCGGGACUUCGUUUAGAAGAGUUUACCUUGGAUAGUAUACAUAGGUUGGUGAUGGGUUGGGGUUACCGUGAAGGGACAUAUAGAAUCUGGACUCUAAUUCGUGAAAUAUAUGAAGAUUAUUUUCAGAUUAGAAAGGAUGAUGAUUGUUAUGACUUUGCUACAUAUAACUGUGUGAAUCGAAUUGACGGGGAACUUUUUAUAGAGCAUGAUGUUGUAGAUAUUGGAGCAACCGUAAGACUUCCUAGGUGUGUUAAUGAGGUUGGUGAGAUGGAAGGAAGUGAUGAAGAAGAGGUUGAGGGGCUAGGUGAUAGUGAAGAUGAGAGGGCCACUGCGCUUGUUGAUGGUUUUGAGGGGAUAGAUAUAAGUUUACCACAGAAAGAGGUCCCAAAAGUUGCUGAAUAUGUUAGUGUUAGUAAAGAGAAACCUUGCGAGGAAGAUGAAUAUGUUAGUGAUGAGUUGGAAAGUUCUGACCCUGAUUUGUCUGACAGUGAGAAAGCUAAAGUCCAAAAGUUUGAAAAGUUCAAAAAGGAGCAUUUAAAUAAGGAUUUUAAAUUUCAGUGGGGUAUGGAAUUCAACUCCCUAGAUGAAUUUAGGUAUGCCAUACGUGAAUGGUCUGUAUUAAAUGGGAGACAAAUUACUUUUGUCAAAAAUGAAAGUGAUAGGGUUAGGGUGGUGUGCAGGGCCACUUGUGGGUUUUUAAUGCUACGCUCCAAAGUGGGCCACAAGAGGACAUUUGCUAUAAAAACCAUUGUAGACAAACACACUUGUGCUAGGGUUUUAGACAAUAAAUCUGCAAAUUCAAGGUGGGUGGCUAAGAUUGUUUUGAAGAAGAUGCAGACCUCACAAGAUGUCAGAAUCACUGAUAUUAUACAAGAUCUGAGGCAAAAUUACUCUGUAGGUAUAACUGUUUGUAGGGCUUGGAAAGCAAAACUCAUAGCCAAGAAGAUGUUGGAGGGAGAUGCAGAUAGGCAAUAUGCAAUAUUGAGGAGGUAUGCUGCAGAGUUAUUAAGGGCCAGCCCUGGAAACACAUUACAUUGCAUAUAA